This is a messenger RNA of Wallemia mellicola CBS 633.66, 4074 nucleotides long. RefSeq names its product multidrug resistance-associated ABC transporter. Lineage: Eukaryota; Fungi; Basidiomycota; Wallemiomycetes; Wallemiales; Wallemiaceae. The coding region runs from base 1 to 4074 and encodes 1357 amino acids. Gene Ontology annotation, biological process: transmembrane transport. Gene Ontology annotation, cellular component: fungal-type vacuole membrane; fungal-type vacuole. Gene Ontology annotation, molecular function: ATP hydrolysis activity; ABC-type peptide transporter activity; ATP binding. The transcript has 5 exons. The record is from RefSeq and is a predicted model, not a curated record.
AUGCUCAUUGCCGUUAUAUUUAAAAAGCCAGGUCCUGAUCUUUUGCAUCACCCUGACUAUGAUCACAAGAGUGAAGUGAAAUCAUCGGAAGUCUGUCAAUCGACUAACGGAUCGAUGUUCGACACAUUGUUCUUCACAUAUGCUACACCAAUUGUUAGAUUUGGUUACGAGAGACCAUCGUCCAUGACGAUUGACGAUCUACCAUUCGUACCACCUUACUUACGCGGUAAGGCGCUCUUCGAGAAGAUAAGAAGAACAUUAAGACUCAACCCACUUCCAAAAUAUUCGAAGAAUUCUGAAGUCAGUGCAAUGCCUCUCUUCAUCAAUAUCCUCAAGGCAAACAGAUACCAAAUUGGCAUGCUUGUCAGUUUGUCCCUUCUUAUUGCAAGUUUAUAUUAUACGCCUGCCAUAUUCCUCAAGAAGCUCUUGUCAUCUAUUGAAGAGAACAAGAGCAGGAGUUGGCAAUGGUAUUACGCGACAUGUCUGUUCUUCUCAUCAAUAGUAUUAUCUCUUUUCAGCGGACAAGUUUGGUCAUUUGCAGCUACACAGUUUGUCGGUAGAAUCAGAACCCAAUUAAAUUCGCUUCUUUUCGCUAAAACGAUGUCGAGAAAAGAUAUCUCAGCUGCGUCAUCUAGCAAUGAUGAGGCAGAGGAUGAGAUUGAAGUCAAGUCUAAAUCACAAGUAAUGACGCUCAUGACUGUCGAUGCUGACAGGAUUAGCCAGUCUAGCAUAAUGGUAUUUACUCUCAUGGACGCUCCGAUCGAGUUGAUUGUGGGAUCAAUAUUCCUUUACUCUUUGCUUGGUCAUUCAGCCCUUAUUGGAUUACUCGUUAUCGUUUUGUUCUUACCACUCAACCACUACUCUGGUAAAUUUGUCGUUAAAGCUCAAGACAAUCUGAUGGAAGCUCGCGAUCGCAGGACCAGCAUAAUGACAGAAAUUCUCUCCUCAAUUAGGAUAAUAAAGUUAGCUGGUAGCGAACGCCAGAUAAUGUCACGUGUAUUGGGUGUAAGAAGAGCUGAACUCUAUCAACAAAAGCUCAACUACCUUAUUGAAGUUGCAUUCAACUUAAUUUGGGACUCAUCACCAUUUUUAGUCUCACUGACUGCAUUUAUGCAUUACACUCUCUACAGAGGUCUUCCACUGACACCUGCGAUCGCAUUCGCGAGUGUAUCAGUAUUCAAUGAGAUGCAAUUCGCGCUCAAUGGUCUUCCUGAAUGUUUUAUUGGAUUCCUCCAGACAUUCGUCAGUGUACGUCGUAUAGCUGCUUAUCUAUCUAGUCAAGAUGUCGACAACGUCUGCCAUCCAGGCUCCUUCAUACAGAUCAGUAAUGAUGGUCAUAUUAUUCUCCGCUCAACUUCUUUUGCAUGGCCUACAAAUGGUACUGAUGAGGUUUUCACACUCCAUGACAUCGACUUUGAGUCUAUACCUGGUCAGUUGUCACUCGUUUGUGGUAAGCUUGGUUCAGGAAAGACAUUAUUCUUGAAUGGAUUGCUCGGUGAAGCUGACCUUGUUGGUGGAUCACUCAGAGUUCCUAGAUCUGACUUCAACACAAUGGUCAACUUCCCUAAGGAGAAACCAUCUGAAGCUGAUUGGCUCAUUGAUUCAAUGGUAGCUUACGCACCUCAAGUUCCAUGGUUGAUGAAUGCAAGUAUCAAAGACAACAUCCUGUUCUACCAUCCAUUCGAUGAGAAGAGAUAUAACGAAGUUUUGGAUGCUUGUUCAUUGAGAUCUGAUAUUAACUACAUGGAGGAUGGAGAUGAGACCGAAAUUGGUGAACAAGGCCUUAACCUUUCUGGUGGACAAAAAGCUAGAGUGUCACUUGCAAGAACAGUUUACUCACGCGCCAGGACACUCCUCCUCGACGAUGUUCUCUCUGCUGUUGACUCGCACACUUCUGCAUGGAUAUUCGAGAAGUGUAUUAAAGGUCCUCUGCUCGAAAACCGUAAUGUAGUUUUGGUCUCACAUCAUAUCCAACUAGUUGGACAAGCGGCUGACAAUGUAAUUGUAUUCGACAAUGGUCAAAUGAUGUACACUGGCUCAGCUGAAGACUUCCAUGGAAGUGAACUCUACACCAACCUCAUCUCUUCAAUGAGCACAAUUGACAAUGAGGAGGAAAUGUACGAGGCUGAACUUAGCUCUGGAUCUGACGACGAUAGUGAAAAGACUGUAGGCGAAAACAAGGAAAGGAGAGAUUCUCAAGAAAAGUCUCAGACAUCAUCUUCGGGAACGAUUGAGCAAAAGACUCCUCGUAAGCUUAUACAGGAUGAGACAAGGGCUGUCGGACGUGUAAGCAAGGAUGUAUAUCUCACACUACUCAAGAGCAUGGGUGGAAGAAUGUACUGGUCAUUGUUUACAUCCAUGUUCGUAUUGGCAGCAGUAUCGCCAAUGGUCGAGAACUGGAUUUUGUCACAAUGGUCAAAUAGUUACGUUGGAGGCGUUGUAUCAAAAUCAUCCACUCUUCGUUGGAUCUCUGUCUACGGUGUUGUUAUCAUGAUCGGUAUCGUAGUUGGUUCUCUCCGCUGGCUUAUCCUUUACCUCGGUUCAAUCAAAGCAAGUCAGAUCAUCCACGAUAAUAUGCUUGAGAGCUGCAUGAGAGCACCACUUAGGUUCUACGAUACGGUUUCAAAGGGUAGACUUCUCAACAGAUUUGGUAAAGAUCUCGAAGGUAUUGAUUCAUCUCUGGCGGACAACCUCGGUCGCUCUAUAGUUAAUGCACUUGGUAUUGUCGCUUCAUUUGCCUCAGUUAUGCUUAUUGGUGGUAUACCUGCCAUAAUUGGUUUGGGACUCCUCUCAGUACUUUACUACCAAGUUGGAAAAAUGUAUAACACCGCUUCACGCGAGCUGAGAAGAAUUGAAUCUGUUUAUAAAUCUCCUGUCUACAGUUUAUACGCCGAGACUAUAUCUGGUGUAGCUACUAUCCGUGCGUUCGGUAAUGGUCUCAAAAUGUCAGAGAUGCUUGAGAAGAUCGAUAACUCAAACAAGCCAUGGUACUGGCUUUGGACAUUAUCAAGAUGGCUCAGUGGUAGAUUCAACUUUUUCAGUUCCUGUUUAAUUGGUUGCACUGCACUUGUUAUUGUCGCAAAGGGUAACAUAAGUGCAAGUAAAGCAGGUUUCGCAUUGGCAUUCGCUAUGACUGUGUCCCAGAAUCUCAUCUUAGCUGUAAGACGUCUCACAUCGCUUGAGCAAUCCAUGGUUGCACUUGAGCGUGUCAAAGAAUACUCAGAGUUACCAUCCGAGGCAGAUGAGUACGUUGAGCCACGCCCACCAGCUACUUGGCCAGACGUUGGUGAGGUUCAAUUCGAGAACUUUAACUUGGCAUACGCACCUGAGUUACCGCUCGUAUUGAAGGAUAUAAACCUCAAGGUACCUGGUAAGUCCAAGGUUGGUAUCGUUGGUCCAACUGGUUGUGGAAAGUCUACUCUCGCCAGUGCGUUCUUUAGAUUCACUGAGGCAGCUUCUGGAAAACUCACUAUUGAUGGUAUUGACGUCUCGACUAUUGGUCUUACAGACUUACGCUCAAGGUUACAGAUAGUUCCACAAGAUCCAACUAUUAUGUCUGGUACAUUAAGGGAGGCUCUUGAUCUCUACAACCAAUUCAGUGAUGAAGAAAUCUUAGAAGCGCUUCGUCGUGUUCACCUCAUUGAUGACCAAGACAACGACAAAAAGGAAAAUAAGAAUGUGUUCGUCAAUUUGAAUACCAAGGUAGAUGAGAAUGGUCAAAACUUCAGUUCUGGUGAACGUCAAUUACUCGUUAUAACGAAGGCAAUCCUCAAUCGUAGCAAGGUUAUCAUCUUUGACGAGUCAACAUCAGCAGUUGACUACAAAACUGAUGAAUUAAUUCAACGCACAAUACGUGAAGAAUUCGGUCAAUCGACUAUAUUCACGAUUGCUCAUAGAUUGCGUACGGUUAUAGAUUACGAUUUGAUUGCAGUUAUGGACAAUGGAAAUAUAGUCGAACUUGCAUCACCAUCUGAGUUACUUUCGCAGACAACUUCAAGAUUCUUCAAAAUGUGUAAAGCAACUGGAUCACAAGAGUUUAGUACAUUGCGUAAGAUUGCCAACGAAUCGGAUUAA